Funneliformis mosseae is the source of this 372-nucleotide messenger RNA. The record is from the annotation of a GenBank genome assembly. NCBI's taxonomy places the organism in Eukaryota, Fungi, Glomeromycota, Glomeromycetes, Glomerales, Glomeraceae.
GAGCUGAUUAAAGAAGACAAAGAUAAUCAACGAUCUUGGACAGCUGUCCUUGAAUCAAAAUUCGAAAACCACAAUGAAUUAAUUGAAAUUAUCUCUGAAAAGGAGUUCAAAUGUCCUGUUUGCUUUGGAUUGGUUGAUCAGCCUGUCACUACAGCUUGUUCUCAUAAUGUUUGCCAAGAAUGUCUUUCUCGAAGUAUUGAAAUUAUGGGUAGAAAAUGUCCUCAAUGUAGAACUGAGUUUCCGGCUGACUUUAAACUCAAAUCGAACAAAAAAUUGAUCAAGGCAUUACAUGAAGUUCUUCCAACUUAUGACUUGGGCGAUUCGAAACCUAGUAUUUCGAAGAAGAAUAAAGGCAAAGGCAAAUCGCAUUAA